This is a messenger RNA of Kwoniella botswanensis, 237 nucleotides long. RefSeq lists its product as uncharacterized. The record is from RefSeq and is a predicted model, not a curated record. The transcript has 2 exons. The coding region runs from base 1 to 237 and encodes 78 amino acids. NCBI's taxonomy places the organism in Eukaryota, Fungi, Basidiomycota, Tremellomycetes, Tremellales, Cryptococcaceae.
AUGAUAUCUAAAUUUCUCCUUCUUCUCACUGUUCUCGCUCUAUGCCUCAUGGUAGUUCAAGGAUCACCCAUCAAAGUUCCUUCUACACCCACCACUAGAUCCAAUACGAACGACAAAGAAACGAGGAACGAUCGACUAAGUAAUGCACAGAGGAUUGCUAGGGGUUUACCAUUGAAAACCCCAGAAAGACUAUAUGAUCCUACUAGAGUCAAUCCUUUGAAAGCACGAGCUUCGUAA